Messenger RNA from Gadus chalcogrammus (walleye pollock), 5001 nucleotides. It is a transcript of the gene mgat4a, whose product is annotated as alpha-1,3-mannosyl-glycoprotein 4-beta-N-acetylglucosaminyltransferase A. Gene Ontology annotation, molecular function: acetylglucosaminyltransferase activity. Bases 629 to 2230 code for a protein of 533 amino acids. Lineage: Eukaryota; Metazoa; Chordata; Actinopteri; Gadiformes; Gadidae. Gene Ontology annotation, biological process: protein N-linked glycosylation. The record is from RefSeq and is a predicted model, not a curated record. Gene Ontology annotation, cellular component: endoplasmic reticulum-Golgi intermediate compartment; Golgi stack; endoplasmic reticulum. The transcript is spliced from 18 exons.
UUCCUGGAAAGGGAAUUAAAUCUAACGCACCCACCCAUAGACCAAUGACAGCGAUCUGUGACUUGUGACGCUACAUCUGGAAAAGGCAGACGUUUUUACUAUAAAACGCUCAAUUGAUAUCGGUUUCCGUGCUGUCAUAAUCGUAUUUUAAUAAGGUCAUUUUUAAAUUGGAUACAAUCCAUAACGCCGUGCAAAGUACACUUCCGUCAAGUUUCUAAUUUUUUAGCUGGAUACAUUCUCAUUCGACCGUGUGAGCCAGCCGACGUCAAAACCCAGUAGCUGUCAAACCUGUUGUGGGCUAAUGGUGCGGUUUGUGUCGUGGAUGUAUAGCAGUAGGUCUGUCAUGUGUUGACGUCCAGCGGUGUGUCGUUCCUCCGGCUCUCUCCCUUGCCAUGCGAGUCGCGCGCGUCACGGAAGCCUGUAAAAAGCAUCGGGACUCUGGACUGCCAAUGCCUCGUGACUGAUCUGAAAAGGCGCAGGAGCAGCUAGACAACAGCCCUCCUGGUUUUACGGGGCAGUUUGUGGCCACCAUAUGCAUUCACCGACGCCCGGCUUGACGUCCUGAAGGCGGUGAGAGGCACGGCAGACCGGGGUCCCCGUGUGUCGUGGAGGGGAUCGCUGAAAUGAAAUGAGGCUCAGAAAUGGAACGGUUGCCACUGCGAUUAUUUUUUUCACGUCGUUUCUCAGCCUGUCCUGGUACACAGCCUGGCAGAAUGGCAAAGAGAAACUGGUAGCCUCCCAGCGGGAGUUCCAUGCCCUGAGAGAGCGCCUCCGUGUGGCGGAGCACAGGACCUUGCAGCGCUCCUCCGAGCUAAACAACAUCCUGGAGCAGUUCCGCCGGGCCAUCGCCGAGACCAACGGCAGCAAGGACGCCAUCUCCAACUUCUCCGAUGAGACUCAGAAGCUGCUGAAGGAGCUGGCCAGUCGGAAGCCCCUGCAGAUCCCAAACAUUUACCACCACCUGCCUCACCUGCUCAACAAUGAGGGCAGUCUGCAGCCCGCAGUGCAGGUUGGCCUGGGACGCACCGGAGUCUCCAUGGUGAUGGGUAUCCCGACGGUGCGGCGCAAGGUGAAGUCGUACCUGGCCGAGACGCUGCAUUCGCUCAUCGACAAACUGUCGCCGGAGGAGAAGCUGGACUGUGUCAUCAUCGUCUUUGUUGGAGAGACGGAUGUGGACUACGUUAACAGUGUGGUGGCCGGACUAGAGAAAGAGUUCUCCACAGAGUUCAGCUCGGGCCUGCUGGAGCUCAUCUCCCCUCCCGCCGCCUACUACCCCGACCUGACCAACCUUAAGGAGACCUUCGGGGACUCCAGGGAGAGGGUCAGGUGGCGCACCAAACAGAACCUGGAUUACUCUUUCCUCAUGAUGUACGCUGUCAGCAAAGGAGUGUAUUAUGUACAGAUGGAAGACGACAUUGUUGCGAAGCCCAACUACUUUGCUACCAUGAAGAACUUUGCCCUGCAGCUAUCCUCUGAGGACUGGAUGAUCCUGGAAUUUUCUCAGCUGGGAUUCAUUGGAAAGAUGUUCCAGGCCCCCGACCUCAACCUGAUCGUAGAGUUCAUCUUCAUGUUUUAUAAGGAGAAACCCAUCGACUGGCUAUUAGACCACAUUCUCUGGGUCAAAGUCUGCAAUCCUGAGAAGGAUGCGAAGCACUGUGAGCGGCAGAAGUCGAGUCUGCGCGUGCGGUUCAGGCCCUCGCUGUUCCAGCACGUGGGCCUCCAUUCUUCCCUCGCUGGAAAGAUUCAAAAACUCACGGACAAAGAUUUCCUGAAACCUCUGCUUCACAAGAUCCACGUCAAUCCGCCGGCUGAAGUGUCUACCUCGAUGAAGGUAUACCAGGGCCACACCCUGGAGAAGACCUACCUGGGAGAGGACUUCUUCUGGGCAGUCACCCCCACCGCCGGAGACUACGUCCUCUUUAAGUUUGACAGACCGGUUAGCAUAGAGAGGUUCCUGUUCCGGAGCGGCAACCAGGAACAUCCAGGGGACCGGAUAAGGAACACCACGGUGGAGAUUCUGCCCUUCUCGGAAGCUUCGGUCAAGGCGAAAGAGAAGUACAAGCGAACAGAAGACCGCUUUUACAGAAUAGGUCAGUUUGAAAAGGGUGUGGCCGAAGGAGCUGUAGAUCCCGUCUUCAAUCCGAUAGUGGCGCUGCGUCUGUCUGUCCGCAGAGAUUCCGCAGUGUGGGCCAUCGUCAGUGAAAUCCAUAUAAAGAGGAUAGCGGGCUAACAGACUUUUUGGGGGGGUCACAUAAAUCACCGAUCUCCAGGGCCUCAACGUCCAUGAAGCGGCUCACAUGGGCCCUUUGGGGCCUAGUAACCAGCGGUGACACCAUCACAACCCACUAGAGUCUAUAUUUGAGCCUUUCAGAUGCAAUCUAUAGCCAUCUCUCUCUCGGUUCUUGGUUCUCGGUUCUCUCAGUUGGUUCUCGUUUCUCGGCCCUCUCUCUGUCAUAUUGCUGCCAUUUUUCUCUUCUUCCAUGUCUAUUUUUGGCGACUAUACCCACCAGUGGCGUAACAAGGCAACGACGGGCCCGUAUGCCGGAUGUUCAAGGCGGGCCCCCCCCCCCCCCGGGGGGUUUCGUUACGAUUGUUGAGGGGGGGGGGGGGCCCUGAUUGGCCCGGGCCCGUACGCGCCCGCAUACCCUGCUUACCGAUAGUUACGCCACUGAUACCCACAGUCCACAUUUUUUCCACCAUUUUUGCAACUUUCUGUUGCUCCAAGUCUAUAUGUUUGAAUGUGAUUACUACUGAAUAACGGGCUCUGGCUCUUCAGAAGACCAAUCAGCUUUGAACGCAAUCAGAUAAUGUUGGCGAAUGGGAACAAAAGUCCAUCUGAUUAGACCGAAUCAUAUGGCGGCUGACGUGCUUUCUUGGACCCUAUUCGCUUGAUGCGGUCGCCACCUAUGGGCAGACAUGGGUAUUGCGGCAUAAAUGAUUCCACAACAGAGCCCCUGAUGUAAUGCAGAAUUUUAUCAUCACAGAUGGCCUCCUGCUCACCAGUCUCGAUAUAAACUUGGCUUGUAGCAGGGUGACAAUGGAAAGAAAAUACAUGUUUUUACAAAUCUUUUAGGGGAUAACAGUAGUUUAGUCCCACGGUAAUAAUCAGGAUUAUCUUAAAAUAGGUCCAGGAUGCGCCAAAUGUUCCCUAUCCUGACUGAAGUCAAUUGGUCACAAAUUGCCUUUGGUUUACAUUCCUUGGUAAUGUUCCCAGUCAAUCACGUAAAACUAGAAGAAAUCCAUAUCGUUCUUUUAUUACAAUCUGCCUCAUGGGUAGUGUGUGACCUGAAUGUCAUAUUUGAGCAAACUACCCAGACAUUGUCCUGGGGUUGUUUUCUUAAAGGCUUAUAUUGAUAUAUUGUACAACUACGACGAUCUAUGAAGGUGACUUAAUUUAUUUGAAAUAAAAAAUUAAUUUGUACAAGAGCUUAAAUAUAUAUUUUUUAAUUCUAUAAAGAAGUGUUUAUGAUAGUUUUAAGCGUAUUUUAUGAGUCUUUUUCAAAGCAGCCCAUGUCAUUUCUUUGAUUAUCUUUUUGUUUGCUGGUUUUCAUUGCUCUGUUCAAACUGCUGUAUUUCUUUCAUUUAAAUUUUGCUUUGUAUUUUUUUUUUUUAACCUCCAGCCAAACCUUGUAAAUAAUAAAACAAUAAUUCAUUCUAAAAGAUGAACUAAAGGGGUUUAGACAAACUCUAGAAUGAAGUUCUGGAUCUGCAUCUGUGCAAAACGUGUACAAAGGAAAUUGUGCCUUAUAUUCGGGUCCUUGGAAAUGGCCUUGGCAGAAUUAUUAAAAUAGUUUCUCUGCUUUUUGGCUCGUUUCGUUGGUGGAGUGCAGUAAUAAUCAGUGAAAAUAUAGUUGCAGGUGUGUUUGUGACUAGUCCUUUCAUCAUUCACAAGACAUCGUGUAAAAAGGAGGCUUAGAUUGACAACAAAAAAAUGUGAGGUAUGCACUGGUUUUAUUUGUUUUUGCUGCACAAGAACCCAACUCUAAAUAAGAUCAACCCAAAUGUCUUUAUACCAUGGCAUGCUUUUAUUUUUUACCAAACCGGUGAUGUGGUGUUGUGAUUGGCACGAUAUUUUGAUUAUUGUAUUAUUUUAUAUAUAUAUAUAUAGAUAUAUAGAUAUAUAUAUAUAUAGAUAUACUUUUUUUUUUUUUUUACAUGUGCCAUUCCCUUGCAGUGCUUGUAAAUAUUGGUAUGAUGGAAGCUUUUCCGAUAGUGAAGAUAUAAGCUACCUAUUUACAAGCAAAGUCAUGAUUUCAAUCAUUUUUCAUCUUCUUUUACUAAUCCACUUGACAGUAGAAUCAUGGUCGUGUGUAUACGAAUAUUUAUGGUUUCCACAGGGGAUAAGUGAAAGUGCCUUUGGCCUGAGCAUUUUCCCCAAAGGACAAUUUGGAACAGAUUAUUAUACUUGCCAUUCAUGCUCGCUUCAACAUUUAUUCAUCACUUUUGUACUGGACUCAUUUCGUUGUGAGAUUGGGCCUUUCCAUCCCGCUCACCACCCCGGGUCAAAGCAACCCCACCGUCCCCUCUGUCUCCACAUCAGAAGUGGCCUCAUCUUCUCCUUGCCACGAACGCAUUGUUUGUUGCUCGAGCAUUGGACGAAGAGGACGACCCACUCAGAGGUAGAAGAGGUGGCUUGGAGGAGGAAGACACUUUCCGAACAAUCCCCACACAUUGAUCUGUGAGCCCAGUCCCCCGUCAGAGACUGAAUGCACACAAAGGAGGAAGGAUUUUCUGUGCAUUGUUUAAUGGGCCCCCUUAGGAUCAAAGGACAAUAAGAGAAAUAUACUGUCCCACGAGGACAUGCCUGACUCCUCCCCGUGUGUGUGUGUGUGUGUGUGUGUGUGUGUGUGUGUGUGUGUGUGUGUGUGUGUGUGUGUGUGUGUGUGUGUGUGUGUGUGUGUGUGUGUGUGUGUGUGUGUGUGUCAAUGGUUUGGACAUGAAUUGUCAUGUACAUCUUUGAAAUAAAGGAAAAUAGUUGAUACAAUCAUAGACAUUCAUGUG